UCUUCCUCUACCUCUGCUGGGCCACCUGCGAUGUCGACGAAGUUCAGGUAGAACUCUAAGUUGCUGCUUCAUGUUUGGACGGCCAUUCUGUCUCAGUUAAAGCUGAUGGGAAGAACAUUUAUCAUGACUGACCAGACGCCGCUGCUUGCUGUUUGUCUGUCCGCUGGUCUGCUGUUGCUAGUGCUGCUGCUGAUUCUGACAAUGUGCUGCCUGAGGAGGAAGAAGAACAAGCAGGCUCAGUAUCAGGAGCUGAUCGGCACAGUGCCAUCGGUACCGGCCCACUCUGCUCCGGUGAUCCCUGUGUCUCAAGGCUUUUGUGCCAGGCAUUGUGAAAUCCCUUUCUCUUUACCUCCUCGCUGUAUUCCACAAAAUACUGCGGUUCUGAGAGAUGUUGAGAGCCAGGAGAAAGAAAAGGAGGGAGCGAUGAAGGUGGAUGCUCAGCGAGACAUUCUGGCUCACCGUGGGUCACUGUCAGUGAGAAGUUGGUACCCAGUGGGGUCGGUGCUGACAGGUCUGUACUCUAUGACCCCUCUGAACGAGGUGGCGGCCCCUCCUCUUGGCAUGGCCACUCGCCUCUGCUUCUCUGUAGAGUAUCGUCACAGCAGCGAGCAGCUCGUGGUCUCCUUGCUACGCCUCAGCAACCUCCUUCCCCGUUUCCACAGCAACAUGACGCUGGUGGAGCUGCGGCUUCUUCCCAAUGACCGGAGGCCCCGGCAGGCUAAGGCCCGGGGGACGGGGCCCGACCCAGAGUUUAACGACUGCUUGAUUUUCCAGGUAUCAGCAGUGUGUGUGUUGCGGAGCACCCUGAGUGUGUGUGUGCUGAGUGUGGAGAAAGACGGUAAACGGCACGCUGUGGGCAGAGUGUUGUUUCCCCUGGAAGGGGAACUUGGUCAGGCCGGCAGAGUUCUGUGGAGAGACCUUGAUCCCGAGGAGGAGACGCAGUGUUCAGAGCUGGGUGAUGUGCAGAUAUCCCUUAGCUACAGUUCAUCCUUGCAGCGGCUCUCGCUGGUGGUCCUGGGAGCUCGAGGCCUUCAGCUGCUCACAGAUGCAGGUGUGUGUGUCCAGGUGAGCUUGCAGAUACACACUCAGAUGGUGAAGACGAAGCGUAGCUGUGUGGUGAAAGGCGAACAGGAUCCCAUCUUUAACUACAGGAUGACUUUUAAACUCCGACCGCAGCACCUGGAUGAUGCCUGUUUAAGAUUUGAGCUGCAGCAUCCAAACGACAACCGCUCAGAACCUCCAGCCCUGCUGGGAGUGCUGGUGUUGGGUCCCUUCAUGUACGCCAGAGGUCUUCAGCUGCAACACUGGAUGGACAUGAUCAACAAGGCACAAGAGCCGGUCAGAAUGUGGCACAGAUUGGGCCGGGCAAUAUAAAUCCCAACAUAACAUUCAGAGGCUAAAGGGGAGGAAAACAAACUUCAAAUAUUUGUUUAUCUUAGACUCAAGUCCAGUCUCCAAGAGCUAAUAUUAGUGACGGUGUGCUUAAAGCUGAAGCUCCGGCGCAUGUGUCGCAAAAAGCAACAUAGUGCUUUGUAAGUGUUGUGUUAAAGCUUGAUUUGGUUGGCCACUCAGUGAGGGUUCAAGGUCUAUAUGGAAGAAUCAUGGUAUUGGUAGUUUGACACUUGGUUCAACACAUCAAAAAGAAGUGAAUCAUUUUUCGGACUAUGUAUUCUGGAGCUUUGGCGUAAAUUAAAGCUGCUCCUCAUACUUUUUGCCACCAGAUGUCACUGAAGAGGUGAAAAACUUUGAGUAAUUGACUUUUUUCCCCAACAGAAUCGUCAGAAAGCUUAAUUUGUUAGCGAGCCAUUCAACUGAUUCACGUGUGUCUUGGACAAGGGUUUGCAUCUAAAUGUAUCAGGAUUGCAGCUGUCAACAACUGUGCUGAAAAAAAAUUAAGGAUUUGCAAUUUUCAGUUUUUUUAGAUAAAUUACCAGACUCUGUAGUUUAACUGUUCUAGUUUGUCCCUCCAUUUGACCUUCAGUCCCAGACACCAAUAACAUCAUCAGAAGUUGACAUUAAUUAGAGUUGGAGAUGAAAAUUAAGACCUUAAUUGA
Gambusia affinis (western mosquitofish) is the source of this 2054-nucleotide messenger RNA. RefSeq names its product synaptotagmin XV (gene syt15). The record is from RefSeq and is a predicted model, not a curated record. Gene Ontology annotation, molecular function: calcium ion binding; calcium-dependent phospholipid binding; clathrin binding. Lineage: Eukaryota; Metazoa; Chordata; Actinopteri; Cyprinodontiformes; Poeciliidae. The transcript has 9 exons. Gene Ontology annotation, biological process: cellular response to calcium ion; regulation of dopamine secretion; regulation of calcium ion-dependent exocytosis. The coding region runs from base 106 to 1374 and encodes 422 amino acids.